Molecule: messenger RNA, 855 nt
Organism: Panicum hallii
Lineage: Eukaryota; Viridiplantae; Streptophyta; Magnoliopsida; Poales; Poaceae
Product: ubiquitin-conjugating enzyme E2-17 kDa-like
Exons: 5
Coding region: 167-613 (148 amino acids)
Biological process (GO): protein polyubiquitination
Cellular component (GO): nucleus
Molecular function (GO): ubiquitin conjugating enzyme activity
Source: RefSeq, a predicted model, not a curated record
ACGGGAUUCCCGAAUUACCCCCGGGCCACCUUGCAUAUUCGGUUCACCACGCACCAACCGAGGCCAAAGACCACCACCACCACCAUCAUCCUUCCCCAGCUCCGCAGGCUCUUCACCGCCCACCCUCCGCUUCGGAGACGCGCCGAUCCAGAUCCAGGGGCUUAUCAUGGCAUCAAAACGUAUCCUCAAGGAAUUAAAGGACUUGCAGAAGGACCCUCCGACAUCAUGCAGUGCAGGUCCUGCUGGUGAGGAUAUGUUCCACUGGCAGGCAACCAUCAUGGGUCCUCCCGAUAGUCCAUAUGCUGGAGGUGUUUUCUUAGUGAACAUUCAUUUCCCUCCGGACUACCCCUUCAAGCCUCCAAAGGUAUCUUUUAAGACGAAGGUGUUCCAUCCGAAUAUCAAUAGCAAUGGGAGCAUAUGUCUCGACAUUCUUAAGGAGCAGUGGAGCCCUGCUUUGACAAUCUCUAAGGUUUUGCUUUCUAUCUGCUCACUGCUUACUGAUCCCAACCCAGAUGACCCUCUUGUCCCUGAGAUUGCUCACAUGUACAAGACGGACCGGCCUAAGUACGAGGCGACAGCCCGCAGCUGGACCCAGAAGUAUGCCAUGGGAUGAAAUGAAGGCCCCAAAUUCGGCUUCCUGCACAGAUGCAGACGAUUGUGAUGUUGCCCCUAUAAACUGUUUCUGGGGCCGUUAUGUUCUUCCAUUCCUUGUGGUCCGUGUGCAUUCUCCGAUCCAUGUAGGAUCGAGCCCUAGCCCAACAUCAACCUAUCAUUGCCGUCGAUAAUGAGAUGACUUGUGCUUGCUGUGAUAACUAUGCUAGCGUUGAUGUUAUUUGGUAAAUGGUUCUCGCUGAA